Theobroma umbraticum is the source of this 1457-nucleotide messenger RNA. RefSeq names its product metacaspase-1-like. Gene Ontology annotation, cellular component: cytoplasm. Gene Ontology annotation, molecular function: cysteine-type endopeptidase activity. Gene Ontology annotation, biological process: proteolysis. The record is from RefSeq and is a predicted model, not a curated record. NCBI's taxonomy places the organism in Eukaryota, Viridiplantae, Streptophyta, Magnoliopsida, Malvales, Malvaceae.
CCCUGGCCUUCAGCUUCCUGCCCACCUUCCUUCCCGGUUCCCACCAAUUCCUCCACCCUCAUUUUAUAAUCAAUCCACAGCUUCAAUUUCUAUAUAUUAUUAUUCUUAUUCAUCAUCUAUCAACCAUUCCCUUUCAUUCUAACAAAACUGUUUUCAUCGAACCGAAACUCUGUCUCUCUCUCGAGAUCAGCCAUGUUAAUGCUCGUCAACUGUUCAAGCUGCCACACCCCACUGCAGCUCCCGCCAGGUGCCAAGUCCAUCCGCUGCGUCCUAUGCCAAGCUGUCACAUUCAUAGCCGACCCUCGCUACGCACCUUCUCCAUCUGCGCCCUCUAGCCACUACUACCAACAACCUCCGCCACAACUGCAGGGUCCCUCUCCUUACAAUCACGCGCCAUCCGGACCGCCACCGCAAGCUCACGGCAGCAAGCGCGCUGUCAUAUGCGGCGUGUCGUAUAAGAACACCGGCUACGAACUCAAAGGUUGCAUUAACGAUGCCAAUUGCAUGAAAUAUUUGUUGGUUAAUCGCUUCAGUUUUCCCGAGUCCUCCAUUGUCACGCUUACAGAAGAGGAAACUGAUCCUCACAAGCGCCCUACUAAACACAACAUAAGAAUGGCAUUGUAUUGGCUUGUUCAAGGUUGUCAACCAGGAGAUUCCUUGGUGUUCCAUUAUUCUGGUCAUGGCUCACAGCAAAGGAACUACACUGGAGAUGAGGUGGACGGAUAUGAUGAAACACUUUGUCCAACAGAUUUUGAAUCUCAGGGAAUGAUUAUUGAUGAUGAAAUCAAUGCUACAAUUGUCAGGCCUCUACCUCACGGGGUUAAGCUUCAUGCAAUCAUUGAUGCUUGCCAUAGUGGCACUGUAUUAGAUUUACCAUUCCUCUGUAGAAUGGACAGGCAUGGGAAAUAUGUCUGGGAGGAUCAUCGCCCUCGCUCAGGGAUGUGGAAAGGAACAAGUGGUGGGGAAGUCAUUUCCUUCAGUGGCUGUGAUGAUAACCAAACUUCUGCAGACACUUCGGCACUAUCAAGGAUUGCCUCUACUGGUGCAAUGACUUACUCCUUCAUCCAAACCAUUGAGCGUGGGCAUGCAACUACUUAUGGUAACAUGCUAAAUGCAAUGCGUUCUACCAUUCAUAACACAGAUGAGCAUGAGGGUGGUUUCAUUUCUUCUCUUCUCACAAUGCUCUCAACAGGGGGAAGUCUUGGUGGUGGAUUGAGACAGGAACCACAGUUAACCGCCAGCGAGGCAUUCGAUGUGUACAAAAAACCUUUCUCCCUGUAACUGUUAAACAUAUUAUAUCAUGCUUGACUCUUUUGAGGAAGCCGCUGAAGUUUGUACAGUUCUUGAGGGAAAAAAAGAUUACGUCUUCUUUUGUCCGUUAACUUAUAAAUCAUAAUCAUAAAUGUUUUCAUAUUCUUUCUCUGACGUAUUCAUUUUUAUCUUCAACUAAUUCUAGC